This is a messenger RNA of Entamoeba invadens IP1, 1563 nucleotides long. RefSeq names its product serine/threonine protein phosphatase 2B catalytic subunit gamma isoform, putative. Gene Ontology annotation, molecular function: calmodulin binding; calmodulin-dependent protein phosphatase activity. The record is from RefSeq and is a predicted model, not a curated record. Lineage: Eukaryota; Evosea; Mastigamoebida; Endamoebidae. Gene Ontology annotation, cellular component: cytoplasm; calcineurin complex. Gene Ontology annotation, biological process: calcineurin-mediated signaling. The transcript has 2 exons. Bases 1 to 1563 code for a protein of 520 amino acids.
AUGGCGCCACCACCAGCCGAUUUGAAAAUAGAAGACAUUGUCCUCAACGACGGGUAUGAUAUCGACAAAAUCAUGGAACACUUCAAACAAGAGGGUCGCCUCGACAAAUCCGCAGUGUCGGAUAUCUUGAAGAGGUGCGCGAAAAUCAUCUCUAACGAGCCGAACUUGCUCGACAUAGACUCUCCUUGUGUCAUCUUCGGCGAUCUUCAUGGACAAUUCUACGACUUAGCAAAUAUCCUUCUCGACUAUCCGCAGCCAAGCGACACUCACAUGCUCUUCUUGGGCGACUAUGUUGAUCGAGGAUACUUUGGGUGUGAGAACAUCCUCCUCCUUUUCUCAAUGAAAGUGACUUACCCAGACAGAAUCCAUCUCCUCAGAGGGAACCAUGAGUGCAGACUUUUGACUACCUUUUUCAACUUUAGACAAGAGUGCUGCUUCAAAUAUGGUGACCAAAUUUAUAACGAGGUGAUGAAGACUUUCGACUGCUUACCAAUCUGCGCGUUGCUCCAUUCUGAACUCGGGAAGUUCUUCUGUGUGCACGGAGGCAUUUCCCCAAAUUUGAAUAGCCUCCAAGAUAUUAACAAAUUCAAUAGAUUCAGAGAACCCCCAGCCGCUGGUCUCUUCUGUGAUUUGUUGUGGUCUGAUCCAGUUGAUGAAAGUGUGUACGCUCGACUCAACGAAAAGCAGAAAGAAGAAUGGCAGCGGAUAUCAUUCACAGAGAACAAGAUUCGAGGGUGCAGCUAUUGUUACGGGUUUGCUGGUGUCGACGAAUUCUUGAAGAAAAAUGAAUUGACGUCGAUCAUCCGAGCACAUGAAGUGCAAAAGGAAGGCUGUAACUUACACUACUUUAAUAGAGACGACAUUACACAUCCACUUGUUAUGACACUUUUCACUGCACCAAAUUACUGUGAUGUGUAUGACAACGACGGUGCUGUUUUGGUGUUGUUGGAUAACGAACUGUCCUUCUUAUCUUACAACUCAGUGCCACAUCCGUUUUGGUUGCCGAAGUUCCAGAACGGCGUUUCUUUUUCACUCCCAGUGCUUGGAGAGACUAUCAACGCACUUGCAAAGAAACUGUAUGCAUUCUCAAUGUACCACGACUUCGUCGACGACUCUGAUGAUAAGCCAAUCAAAUUCAGAUUGGUCGACGAACCAAAGGAAGUCAAACCCGAGACAACAGAACCAAAAAAAGAAAUCAAAAUGCCCGUCAUGCCAACAAAGGAUAAGUCAAAAAGAGGAAUAUCAGUGGAAGACUUCUUACAACCACUCGACUUGAACGAGGCGUCUCAUGAAACAGACAGUUUCAGAACAGCAGCAAGCAGAAGCAGAUCAUUUGUAGAUAGACUUCCACAUGGUGUCCCCGAGAGAAAAAAACCCGAAAACAGACCAAGGUGCUGCACAUUCUCAAUGAAAGGAAGAUUCAACAAAUCUUUCGACAGAUUCUCCUUCUCUGUAACCGCAUCACCACGAUUUGCAGAAGCCAAGAACAACGAUGUCGCGAAUGAAAAAAGGCCAGUCGAGCUCGAAGAGCUUAAGAAACAGUGGGGACUCGUACAGGAAUAA